Messenger RNA from Poecilia latipinna (sailfin molly), 2797 nucleotides. RefSeq names its product nuclear GTPase SLIP-GC-like. NCBI's taxonomy places the organism in Eukaryota, Metazoa, Chordata, Actinopteri, Cyprinodontiformes, Poeciliidae. The coding region runs from base 273 to 2489 and encodes 738 amino acids. The record is from RefSeq and is a predicted model, not a curated record. Gene Ontology annotation, molecular function: GTPase activity. The transcript has 21 exons.
UAAUAUCUGCUAGAAUAUUUCUGAACCAAUUAAUUGGCUAAACUCAGUUUGUUUUACAGUGUGGACGCCUCUAGCUGUUUUCCAUUGCUGCUCCUCUUUUUGUCAACCAAACCACACCUUCCUGUUUCUCAUUUCCUUGCUGUUCACCAUUUUGAAUGUCAAACUUUGAAGAAUCAACUUGACUUUUGUGAAACGGCUUUGAGACAAUUUUUCUCUUCUUCAUCUGAAGCCUGAAGCCAUAAUUUCAUUCAUUCUAGUCUCUGUUCUUGGUCAUGGAUGACUUUGUUCGUGACACACUGGCCCAGGCUGGUCUGAGCGACUUGAUUGAAAUAUUUAAAGAUGAAGGGAUUGAUACAGAAACUUUUUAUAUGCUUCAGGAUGCAGACAUCGAAAAGUUGAUUCCAAAAAUGGGACCAAAGUUAAAAUUCAAAAAUUUACUCAAACGGUUAAAGGCAGAACAAACCCCAAAUCAUUUUCCAACACAUGGUCACCAGAAAGGUGAAGAAGAAACUGGUAUGACUGAGGUUUUACCUUCUACAAGUGGCACAGAACAAGGAAAACGAAAAUCUGGCCAACAGUUGGGCAACAAAGGACAACCAUCAGCAAAAAGGAAGUGUGAGACAAAUUCGUCAACAGAAAGAGAAGCAAAGAUAUUAAGUGAAGUGAGAAACAUUAUGGGGGACAUCUCUGCCAAGUUACAAGAUGACAGUGAUCUCAAUAAGUUCUUGAAGAAUGAAAUCACUAAACUGAGCAUAGACAAGAGGGAGAUGGUUGGUGUCUUUGGUAAAACUGGAGCUGGAAAGAGUUCUUUGAUUAAUGCUGUUAUUGGUCAAGCAAACCUUCUGCCCAUUGGAGAUCUCAACGCUUGUACCUCAGUCAUGAUUAAAGUCGAAGCAAACAUGGAAGACAAAUAUGAGGCAGAGAUUGAGUUUAUCACUAAAGAGGAAUGGCAAGAUGAGGUGUGGUCAAUGUGUCAAUAUCUUUGUGAUCAUAUGGAUCAAGAAAACGAUGAUGAAGAUGGUUGUCAAGAUGAUAGUGAUGAUAAUGAAGAUGAUGAUUAUGAAAACAAGUUGUCAGCACUUUAUGGGAAGGACAGGAAACAAACAAAACCAGAUGAAUUUAUGGAUCCCAAAAACUUCAGAGAGAUCCCAGAGUUUCUUCAAUCCAAAACAAAAACCUUGACCUUUCACUCAGCUGAAAUGCUCUCUGAAGGAAUUGCCAAGUACACAAAAAAUGAUCCAAACCAAGGAGAAGGCAAAAAGCUUAAGAGGUUGUAUUGGCCUCUGGUGAAGUGUGUGACUGUCAAAGUGCCAAACAUUCCUCUUCUUCAGCAUGUUACUCUGGUGGACCUUCCUGGAAAUGGAGACCGUAACAAGAGCAGAGAUCAAAUGUGGAAGGAGAUUGUUGGAAAAUGUUCCACCGUUUGGAUUGUGGCUUUCAUCACCCGAUCAGCAUCGGAAAUAGAAAGCUGGCAGAUUCUGAAAAGUACUGCUAGUCUCAUGGGAAACGGUGGCGAGUGCCAGAACAUUCACUUUAUCUGCACCAAGUCUGACGUUUUUGAAGAUUUUCAACAACACACAGCAGAGGACCGUCUGAACCUCAUACUUGACAGAAACAUGAAGACCAAGGAAGCAGUCAAAGAGGAAUUCAAAAAGCUACACAAUGUGAAGAAACACUUCAGUGAAGAUAAUUUUGAAGUGUUCACAGUGAGCUCUAAGGAGUUUCUGGUAGGAGAACUGAAAGAACACUCUGAAAUACCCAAGCUUCAGAAAGUUUUGCAAGAUCUGAAUGACUGUCACUCAGAGACAUUAAACUAUGUUUCUGGAGCUCAUGGGAUCCUCUCUUUGAUUCAUGGGGCCAGCAAAAGAAAAGAGGAUGACAGAAUCAAGGAAGUGUGUGAAGCCCUUGAGGAAAAUCUAACCUCCCUUCAAACUGAGUCAAUUAAUGAAAUGAAAAAGAUUUACAAAGCUUUUGAUGCACUCCUUCAAAAGGGAGUUGAGGAAUCCAAAAACUCAUGUGAAGUCAACUUGAUGUCCACCUUGCAUCCACAGGAAAAGACUGGUCGGGGAUUUUGUAAGCAACUGAAAAAAGCUGUAGAAAGUGAAGGAGUCUGGGUACCUAAAAAAGGAAGAGAAAUAAACAUAAACGUGACAUUGGCUUUCCCUCUGAUUGACAGCAUUGACAAGGAAUUCAGAAAAACCUUUCCGUUUCCAGAAGCAGCAGCAUGUACAGGACGUGGCACACUGCAGAACAUGCGGGAAACUAUAGAGAAGCACGUAGAUAGAUCAAAGAACACCAUGUUUGAAGAGGCUAAAAAGGUCAUGAUGAACCACCUGGACAACUUGAUGGUGGACGUCCUGAAAACGCUGGAGGACACCAUGAGGGAAUCGAUUGAGCUCUCACUCGAGACUGAUGAUCUUUCACUUCCAGAUGUUUCAGCACAGCUGGAGAGGGUCCAAAAACUACAUGCUGAGCUGAACAGCUGCUAAAACAGGGAACAUAUUUGAGAUGUUCUCAUUGGAGGGAUUUAUCAUCAUAACGGAUGCUAAUUUAAGCUUUCAUUGCAACUUCUUUCAUUUUUUUUUUUCUCUUGGCGGUCUAUAUGCAACAAUUUUCAUUUUGUUUAUUAGAGCCUGAAUAUUUAAAACUUAGUGAAAUUAAAAUUGCAAAUAAAAGCAUCUUUACUUAGAACAGUAAGAAUUGGAGGAAAAUAUAUAGCGGACAUUUCCAUUUUUAAAUGUACAUUCUUUGCCUUUAAUUAUAUGUGAUAAAAUGUUAAUUUUUAGCUUGUUUAUUA